UAAUUCUCACCUGGAGCCUCUUGAAGAUUAAGCAGAGUGGAGUAUCUCAUGCCAGAUGAGAGCACAGUCUGAGAGGACUGUUCAAGACUGGCUGCUUUCUAAGGAACAAGUUUCAUAAGAAAACCGGAAUACCGUGGAAAUGCCUCACCUGAACUUUCCAGACCAGAUUAACAUGGACCGUCCGAUGUAAAGGAUUUUACAGCGCCGAACAAGGAAACUUGAGGGAUCCCGAAGUUACAGGCUGCGCAAUGUCAUCUGGCCGUGAGUCUGUAGGGGAUCUGAUUCCCCCAGAUAUGCUGCAGGUGUUCCAUGAGGAGUGGCAGGGUGGCAGGGGCAAACGGGGCAGGAGAAGGGCAGGAUCCUUCAGCCGUGCUUUCAAGUGGUUGAAGAGCCAGCGCAGGAAAACCCGCCGACGCGCUACAGAGAUUCAUGGAGACCUGCUCGCCACUGGAUCACCUGUAGAACUACCAAAAUCUACACUUAUAACAGGCCCUAAAGAGGCGGUUGUGGGUGCUAUUUCUGUUCAGGAAUUCCAAGAAAAUGUGUUUGUGGAGGGUAAUCGGCCUAAAUAUGUGUUGGACCUGCAAACAGAGGCCCAGCAGGGCCUUAAAAUGCAGCAGCAAGAGGAUGAUAGGAAUGGGAUUGAUUACCCUGAUGACCAAAGUAUGAUUUCAACAGUAACAGCUCAGACAGAAGACAGCAUGGCCUUCAGUGAGCUGAGAGGCUUUGAGUCUGAGAGCACAGCUGCUGAUUCUGUUUCGAUGCGCUCAUCCAUUUCCUCACGAUCAACACGCUCAGGACUCAAACGCCAAGCCUCAACGUUCAGACCUCUGAAGCCAGAUAAGACUGCAGAGAAGACAAAGUCUCGUAGGAGACAUGUGAGAACUGUUGUAGGAAUUCCUCGACACAUCCAGAGAGAACUGGGGUUGGACAGGGCAGCAUGGAUCACCACCAAUCCUCUUGAUGGUCAGCUGUCCAACGGAGACAUGAUCAUACCCGCCAUCAUUUCCACUGUGGAUGGUGUGUCUUCCAGCUCUGAACAAGAAAGUGUACAAGACCAUCUACAAGGCGUGCAGAACCUGUACACGGUUAAAGAAAACAACACAGAGCUCCCCACACUGACAAAACCCAAAGAUGACAUCCUCCAAGGGCUCAUGAACCAUUCUGUAGAUCCAGAAAAGUCAGGAGCAGGCAUUCUAGGUGUUCCUUGGACAGAGAACCCAACCAGUGUGGUGAUGUCCAUCUCACCUCAGGCCACAUACAUGUCUAAAAUCAUUCCAAAUGCUGUUCUUCCACCAUCUGUGGAUGUUGUGGAACUCAGUCGCAGCCAAAGUCGCAGCAGUGUCCGAACUGUCAGCAAGAGCAGUCUGGUGUCAGCCAGCCCAGCAUCCACACGUGCUUCCUCCAGAGUCUCUUCACAUCGUUCCACAACCUGCUCAAACUACUCUGGGUGGAGCCACUCGGGAUCAUCAGAAACGCUAGUAUCCGAUUCUUCUACCAUCUCCAGCAGUAGCACUCCCCGUGUGGCCAGCAGAGGGAGUCAGGUUGAGAACAUGGAUAGACCAGCCAAGCUGAACAAUGAUGGUUCCCAUGUUAAAACUACUCAUGUGAAUGGGGGCUCUACAGAGGAGGAAGAUAGCAGAAAAACAGGAUCUGCUGCUGCUUUCACACGUAACCUAUCAGUGAUUAAAUGGGGAAAGAAACCUCCAGCUCCUCCCAGCAGGUCAUACUCUUUACACAAUGGGAAACAGGCCUGGAAGGCAUCUGAGAGUAAUACCUGCUUGGCUGAUGUCAGCACUCCAAAUGAGUCACCAUACCCUGGUGUAAUUUCUAUAUCUAAAACGAAGGCCACCGCUCAUGAGUUGAGCCCUAAGAUAGGCAUACCUCCCUCCAAUGGACCCACAACUGUCACAUCAAAGGAGAGCCAGCCAGUCAGCACAGACAAGAAAACGAUGUUAGCUGAGCUUAAGAUAUGCAGAAAUAACCUUCAAGUGUCUUCCAUUGAUGCACCCCAUUCAUACACAAAUGGCACUAGUAAGCUUGCUGAACUUAAGAACACCCUUUUGUCAAAAAGUCUAAUUAAUAGUAACAGUUCCUCCCCAGCUGUAAUGGCUCUCCGAUCUCUGUUAGAGAUUCCCACCCAUCCCAAAGUACUGGCUCCGCCAGCUCCUCCUCCUGAGACCUGGGCUCACAACCAGCGGACUUUUGAACUGCUGUGUGGACCAGGACCUGUUAACUAUGCACGCUGGGCCAAAAAGAGAGGUCUUAAAAUAGCAGAUGAACGAGAUGUAGCCUUGGCAAAUGCUGACAGAGUAAACGCAACAUCUCUAUUGCAGCCAGUAGAGAUAAAAGGCAAAAUUGAAUCCAUAGCUCCACUUGCUUGUGUUGCCCCAUCUCCAUCACCUCCCCCAGAACAUUGCCCACCAAUACCAUAUAACAGCCAAGCCAAACCUCCUCCGCCCCCUCCAGACUUUGUUCCUUCAACUCCUACACUAGCUGCCAAAGCAAUAAAGGACUUAACUACUUGGAUCCCUCCACCUCCUCUGUUUCCUCCUCCGGCGCCUCCAGUAGGUACGGCUUCGGCAACUCCUGUCGCUGUGCAAAAUGAUACCGACUUCCCUCCACCGCCCCCACCAUUUUCGCCACAGUCUUUACUGUCAAUGCCUCAAUUACCUCUAGAUAUUCCACUGCCACCACCGCAGGAAGUUCCACCUCCACCAAGACCACCUUCUGAACCACAGAAAAUCCCAUCCCCUCCACAAGAAUCCCAACCUUCAACACACAAUGUGUUAGUAACAUCAUCUGAAACUUCUCAACAAAUCAACGUUCCUCCACCUCCUCCACUACUCACUGAUGUAAGAUCUCAACAAGUCAGUGUUUCUCCACCACCUCCACUGCCCACUGAUGUAAGAACUCAACAAGUCAGUGUUCAUCCACCUCCUCCACUGCUCACUGAUGUAGGAUCUCAACAAGUCAGUGUUUCUCCUCCUCCUCCACUGCCCACUGAUGUAAGAUCUCAACAAGUCAGUGUUUCUCCACCUCCUCCACUGCCCACUGAUGUAAGAACUCAACAAGUCAGUGUUUCUCCACCUCCUCCACUACCCACUGAUGUAAGAACUCAACAAGUCAGUGUUUCUCCACCUCCUCCACUACCCACUGAUGUAAGAUCUCUACAAGUCAGUGUUUCUCCUCCUCCUCCUCCACUACCCACUGAUGUAAUAUCUCAGCAAGUCAGUGGUCCUUCUCCUCCUCCACUACCUAGUAAUGUAAAAAGGGAGGACAGACUAGAGACAACAGAAACAGAGAAACGGACAAGCAGUCCCUCUCCGGCCAAAGAGGAGACCUCUGGUCUUGUGGUCACCCAGUCUCUCCUACAGAUGGUUCGUCUUAGGUCAGUUAAGUCCAAUCAGAGCCAUGCUGUAGAUCCUGAUAAACCAUCACAACCCAAACCAAAAUCAAGUGUCAAUCAAGAGGCACCUCCAAAGCCAAUCAGAAGGUCUUUGAUUAUGACAUCACUGCCCCCUGAUGUGGAAGCUCUUUCCAACACCGAGCAAAAAACUGAAGCUCCGUCCCUCAACACAAACACAACCACUGUAUCAAGUACUCAGCAAGGAUCAUCUGAACGAGAAACUCAAUCAAAUAACAUUGCUCAAGAAACAGAUAACACAAUACUUGAGCCAAAAUAUUCAAUAGAUACAUGUCCACCUACCGAACCAAGUAACAAUCCAGCUCCUGCUGAACCAGCAACUAAACAACCCUGUGCUGAAAUAAAACUCAAACCCAAAACCCUCAUGGAACAAAUUCAACCUAUAGCGCCUGACUCAGCAACCCUGCCAAGCACAACGGAACCAAAGGACCAAUCAAUCAGUGAGCCAAAGGCUCAACAUCAGGCACAAGAACCCAACAAUUCAGAGAAGCAAUUAAGCACUGUUGAAAUGCACUCAAAGCUAGAUGGUGAGCAGCCAAAAACCCAAACAGCAAUGCCCAUUGUCUCUUCCACACCUCCCAUAAUCUCUUCGCCAGCUAACCCCUCCAUGCGUCUCCAGGAUGCCAUUCGUCUAAAGGCUGCCACUAUGUCUUCAAAAGACAACCAAGCCAAGCGCUUUGGUCUGUGCUCCCCUCCCCCAGCCAUGGCUAGUGGCACCGCUGUACCAAACUCCCCUGCAUCUACAGCCAGCUUCAUCUUCUCCAAGAGCACAAAGAAGGUCGUAAUAGAGGCACCGUCAUCCUUAGAGGUUCAGGGUGACCUGAGGAAAACUCUGGUGGCAGAGUUAGCAUCUGUCUCUGAUUUAGCCAAGUCUAAUGACUCGCACAAGAUGGCUAACAAAGUUCCUCCACCUAUUGCUAAGAAACCCAACACUAAGGUUGAGAGCGUUGUUCAGAACUCUGCAGAGGCUGAAUCUGUAGCCAAGACUGAGCAUGUGUAAACAGAAACUGUACAAACUGCCGGACAGGAAGUACAGAGAACUCUGAGAAUAGAAGUGAAUGAAUAUGUGCACAAAUGAUUUAAUAACCCUUGAGUUUUUGCUUUAUUUCGCAGAUAAAUCAGGCUUUAGAUCCUAGGCCCAAACUGCUCAAGCAAUUUUGAAAUAUACCAAAAAAGUCUUUAUGUACAGAUAGGCAUAUUGCACUUUUUGUACACUGGUUUAGUGUAACUGAUUCUCAUUCAUCAUGGGAAUGCACUUCACUGGUAUUUGGAAAUUAUAAAUAUUAUUAUUUUAUUUAUGUGUCCUCAGUCUUAAAGAAGCCAUGCUACCUUCCAGUUUAUGGAACUCCUCCCUACUGGUAGCACUGUAAUAACUGUGGCAACAUA
Molecule: messenger RNA, 4813 nt
Organism: Sinocyclocheilus anshuiensis
Lineage: Eukaryota; Metazoa; Chordata; Actinopteri; Cypriniformes; Cyprinidae
Exons: 7
Coding region: 249-4427 (1392 amino acids)
Biological process (GO): cell differentiation
Source: RefSeq, a predicted model, not a curated record